Protopterus annectens (West African lungfish) is the source of this 3633-nucleotide messenger RNA. Its product is annotated as zinc finger protein 638-like. NCBI's taxonomy places the organism in Eukaryota, Metazoa, Chordata, Ceratodontiformes, Protopteridae. The record is from RefSeq and is a predicted model, not a curated record. Gene Ontology annotation, molecular function: nucleic acid binding. The transcript has 11 exons. The coding region runs from base 72 to 3305 and encodes 1077 amino acids.
AAGAUGCAACAUGUUGUCUUCUGGUUACUGAAUUGCCUGCUGAAGGAUAUGCAGAGGAAGAUCUCUAUCGAAUGGCAGCACCUUUUGGAAGUGUCCAUGACCUUAUAAUCCUGGCUACAGAGCGCAAGGCAUACAUGGAGCUGACCAGUGUAAAAGCUGCUGAAGCAAUGCUCAACUUCUAUUCCUUCUUGCCUGUUACUCUGCAUGGAAGCCAGCUGAAACUGAAGAAGCUACCAGAAGACUUUGAUAUAACCGACAUGGAAGCUGUAUUUACAGAUGCAGUUGGAUUUGCAGACUUUGAGAAAGAAGCGGAUUACUAUGGAAAGCUUGUAAUAGUUAAUAACUUACCAGCGGAGUACACAGAACUUGAAGUUCUUUGCUUAGGACUUCGUUUUGGAAAUGUGCAAAAAUAUGUAUUCAUGAAGAACAAGAGAAGGGCUGUCCUGAAAUUGAACAAACCUGGAGCUGCUGCAGCCAUGUGCAAGUUUUUCAAAGUGUAUCCUUACUCUCUUCGUGAUAGUGUCCUAAGCUUUUCUUUAUCACCAAAACUAGCAGCAUUGGAGGGACAAGAUGACAAAAAAGUACCAGUAAAGGAAAGCACUGACAAGAACAGUACUGUUGAAUCUGCAUCAAAUACUGAUAAAGUUGCACCUUCUUCGAAUACCACUGAGGAUUCUACAAAAACAUUGGCUACUACCAGUUCCCAGCCGAAAGCUACAGCUGCAUUACAUUCUUCAUGCACAUCCAAGGAUGCAGGGAAGCCCAAAGCAGUUGGCAAACCUAAAGAGGUGAAAGGCUCUGCGAUUGUAUCAAAGAAGCCGUCUGUUCCUCCUAGUAAACUGAGCCCUGCAGCAGCAACUACUGUCAAAUCAAGUUCUGCAUCCCUCUCUCCUAUCAAACCUAACUUAUCACCUAGCUUUGCUACAAAGGAAAAAACUGCAUCCGUUCCUGCUACCAAGCCUGCACCUGCUUUGGUUUCUCCAGCAAAGCCCAAAUCUGAGCCUAUAACCUUUUCUUUUGUUGUUCCAGAGGAGAAGUUAAAGGCAGCCAUAGAAUCUUCCACUUUGUCUAGUGAAGAAGGAAAGCCUACUUCAUCCUCUGUUUCUUCAGGUCAUUCAAAAGCUGCAGCAGUUUCUUCUACCCCUUGUACAGAAAAACCUAAAUUGGUAGCAGAUACUGCAACGUCUGAAGAGCAGAUGGAUGAAAAUGGCAAAGAAUCACAAAACAAAACAGUUGCUGUUCCUUCUGCGGUAGAUGACCUGCAUCUAGCUGCUGCAGAUAGUGAAAUUGCUGCAGGAGCAGUUUCCAAGAUUGCUUUAAGUCAAACUGAUGCACCCUGUGCAAAAGGUCCAUUUCAGAAAAGUGAGACAGUGCCAGCAAAAAGUGACAGUAAAUCAAAACUUGCCACAAAGCAAGAUACUAGAAAGGAAAGUGACACAGGAAAACAUUUAUCAACCGAUACAAAACAGUUAUCCCACACUAGUAGCACUAGGCACAGCCUUGAUUGCAAUAAAGACAGAGUCAGUCAUUCUGCCACUAGGUCUGGUAGCAGAAGAGGACAUUCUCCCUAUGAGAAAGACAGAAGGCUUGAACAUAAAGAUAUUUCUAGGUAUUGUCGUGAGAGAGAAAGAUCAUCAGGUGGCAAACGGGAUGAUGACAGAAGCAAGCAUUCUUCAGGAAGAAGUACCAGAACAUCAAAAAGCAUCAACAGCAGUAAAUUGCACAGAGCUCAGCAGAAGGUUGAAGAAAUAACAUUCUCAUUUAAUCUGGAUGACUAUGUGACUGUGGAUGAAAUUGGUGAUGAGACAGAGGAGCCCUCAGUCCGGGUCAGUGUGGUAGAUGACCCAGAGAAGUCGUCUUCUGUUUCAGUCGGAGAAGAGUCACUAGUGCAGCCUGGUGUAAAAAAAGAAGGUAGUGUUUCCAAAGAUUCUACUGAUGACAAAAGUGAAGUCAAGGCAUCUGGUGAAAUGUUGCCAUCUGUGGAUUCCAGUUCUGCAAAAGAACCUUUGUAUCCUGCUGCCCACUCAGACAAGGAUGCUGAUAUUUCAAGUGUUCUGCCUUGUUGUUCUGGUAUUCCAAAGUGUACUUUGCAUCCUUUUGGUUCAGAAGAAAAAAAAGAUAUUUCUGAGGGCUUGUGUACCUCUUCUAGUGCAUCAGAAGAAAAUGCAUUGAAAUCUGAGAGCUUAACACAGAAGAGAUCUGAUCUUCCUGAAGAUUUGUCUUCCAUUCCUUCUUGUAUGGCAGUACAUGCUUCCAUAAAACAUGACUCCUUCCAGAUGCAAGCAGAUGAACUUGGUAAUGCUUCUUCAGGAGGUGUUCCUUUGUCUCUUCCACACGAAAAAAGUCUGGAUGCAUCUGAUAGUAAACCUGCAUCUGCUAAUGAUCCAGUUUUGCCAGCAUUGCAGUCUAAUGCACAAAAAAUAGGUGUUUCAAAAGCUGGACAACCUUCUAUCCCUGCUGUUAAAAAGGAAUCCCUGUUACAGCAUGAAACCCCAAAAGGGAAAAAGGUAGUUCACACCAAAGAUAUUAAUUCCGAUUCUCGUUCCAAAAAAAAGAAAAGUACAGAUGCUGCUGUAGAUGACUUUUCUUUUGUUACUUUAGAUGAGAUUGGAGAAGAGGAUUCAUCUUUAUCAAAUGAAACUGCAGUUGUAGGACCCCAUAAUGAAGAAAGCACACUAGUAACUGUAGAUGAAGUUGGGCCAGAUGAUCUCACUGAAAUAGAAAAGGAACUUCACAUACAAGUAGAAGGUGACUCUUCCUCAGUGGUUAGGCUGCCUGUUUCAGCUGAUGUUGAAAAAUCUGAAAAGAUGGUUGAAGACUUUAAAGCAGGUAUAAAAGAUAUGCCCAGUGGCACUGGGAACACUUCAGCAUGUAAUGUAACUUUACCAUUUAGUGAAUCUCAAGGUGACAAAAAAGAACAACCCGUUGGAACUUUGGAUGAAAAUACUGAAGAUGAUGACGAUGCUUGUACUUUUUUCAGCACUUUAAAAGGUGACAUGAACUUUGUCACUGUUGAUGAGAUAGGAGGAGAUGAUGAAGACCAGAUUGCAGAAUUGGAAGCCUCAGCAGUGGAAGAGGACCAAAUAAAGGAAGACUCAUCUAAUGUUAAGGAAAUGACAGCAACAACAUCGACUGGAGCAAGAGGAACGAAGAGAAAACAGUCUCCAGGUGAAGUCCAAACAAGAAGUAAAAAAGCAGCUAUAGAAGAGGAGGGUGCACAGCAGACCAAUGAGGCUGAAUCCCAAGGCUCUCUACAAGCAGCUGCUGAAUCAGUUCCACAAUUAACUGAUAAAGAAAAAAAGUGAUACAGAAGCAUGUCAAAGUAGCAGAACUUAAAUGGAAUGCAAAAGAAAUAUUGAAAAUGCGUAGGAACCUGUGCAUCAUCUCCAGCUUGCAAAGGAUAGUGAUGUCUCAUGGAGGACUGAAAGCUGAAGCAUUGGGGUCCAUUUGAAACAUUGACAAUUUUUUUUACUGCUUAUUUUUUAAUUUAGGAGCUAAAAAGUUCAUGUUGUACAAAUUUAUGAUGUACUUGCUCACUGUAUAUUUGAAAACAGUUUAAAUUUACAAUGGUGUUCAUUGUAAAAUGUUUAUUUAGAUUGAAUAGCUGUAUUCAAAUAAAUGUUCUUAAUAUAC